AUGGACGAUUGGGACUAUAGUGUGGGGAUCUUGGGUGGUGGCAUGAGUGGGGGCGGAGUAAAUGACGUGGAGGUGGGUGGGGCUGGAACCAUAGACAGAAGGAAACAGAGAGCAGGGGAAGAAGAUAGAGAAAUGGAGAGAGAGGUAGAUGGAGAGUACCUCGUUGGUGGCUCCGGUGGGUCUCACUGGUGGUUCAUCAUUGGAUGCUUCGGCUGA
Messenger RNA from Ilex paraguariensis (yerba mate), 216 nucleotides. The record is from the annotation of a GenBank genome assembly. NCBI's taxonomy places the organism in Eukaryota, Viridiplantae, Streptophyta, Magnoliopsida, Aquifoliales, Aquifoliaceae.